ACCAAUUGGCUAUCAAGAACAACGCAGGUUGUAAAGACAUGCUCAAUCGGGUGAUGACUCGUGAUAACAUUGGGCUGUUCGCCGUGCUGAAAACCACAGCCGCAGCAUGGCAAGCCGGUCUUCCAGAAAACUCAUCAGAUGUGGAGCAGCUAAUAUUAGUGGCAAAUACACAUUUGCACUGGAAUCCGGAGUUUUGCGACGUCAAAGUUUUGCAGGCAAUGAUGCUCGCCAGAGAAAUAGAAAGAAUGUUGGAAACAGUGAGUUCCGUAUCCGAACAGGCAGAUAAUAAGACAUUCGCUUCUUCUGACAUCAAACUAUUGCUCUGUGGAGAUUUCAACUCCAAAACAGAUUCUGGUGUGUAUGAGUUUUUAACACAAGGUCAGCUCACUAUAGAUCAUCCGGAGUUUCGAAAUUUGGAUUACAAAAAAGCCGUAAAUACAAUUUUUGGAAAUCCGGAAUCUGCCGAAGUAGCCCAACAUUCGCUGCAUCUUUCAUCGGCCUGUCCUGAAGAAUAUAUGCCGUAUACAAAUUAUACGUAUGACUUCAGGGCGAUGAUCGAUUUUGUUUUUUAUGGAACAUCAAAUCUGAGACCAAUAGGAUUCUAUGGUCCUAUACCUGAUCAGUGGUUCCAAGAUAACAUAAUAGUGGGCUGCCCUAAUCGGCACAUCCCAUCGGAUCACUUUCCACUGGUGGUACAUUUCAAGAUGGUAACUUGAAGAGUCAGUCAUCGAUUACGUGGUUGUAAAAGGUACUACAUCUUACUCUUUUUCGUCGGCUGCACACCGGUCCUAAUAAACUGAGUGACAAAUUUAUUCGCCUGGAAUAAAGACGCGGACUAAAAUUUUUUCCAAAGUACCACUACGGGCGUGUUCAGAAACACACUCUGGCAGAUAAAUAUUCAACUCCUGCACGGAGAGAAGAGAAUGGUAAUAAUUACUAUUCUACAUGGUAACUAGUCCUAUUUUUUUAAGCAUAGGAAUCGAUACUAUGUAGUACAGGAAUGAUUACCAUUCUUCUGUUAAUAUUUACUAUGCUACAUAAUAAUCAUGCGACUGGUAAAUAUUACUUUGUAGCAUAGUAAUCAAAGCCAUGCUAGAAUAAUACUGAGUCCCAUGCUGUAUAGCGUGAACAGUUUAAAUAUUAAGCGCUACUAUAAAGUAUAUACGUCCAAUAUAAUCUGUACAUAUAUUAAUCUUAAUUACUACUUAUAUCAAUGAAUAUUAUUUUAAUGAACAUUAUCAAUCAUACGAAACUCAAGUAUUAUUUGAAAAGUAUCAUUGUCUAUUGUAUUCUGAUUUAAAAUGUUAUUCUACCACACGUAUCGUCACUGCUGCAGACGGAAAAAUGUAUAUUCCAAAGCGCUGGAUUUAAUAUUUUCAAUUUAGAUUAUUGUUAACUUUCUCUGCAUUAAUAAUUCAUAAUUCAUAAUUUUACUUACAAUAAAAUAUAAAUUAAGUGUAUUUUCAAUAAAUAAUUUAAUUAUUAUAUUUUUCUAAUAAAACUGACCCAUGUUAAAAUAAGUUAACAUUAACAUUUAUUGUUUUAUUUAAAAAUUUUUUAAAUCAAUA
Microplitis mediator is the source of this 1568-nucleotide messenger RNA. Its product is annotated as CCR4-NOT transcription complex subunit 6-like-B. Gene Ontology annotation, biological process: nuclear-transcribed mRNA poly(A) tail shortening. Gene Ontology annotation, cellular component: CCR4-NOT complex; nucleus; cytoplasm. The record is from RefSeq and is a predicted model, not a curated record. The transcript has 5 exons. Bases 39 to 716 code for a protein of 225 amino acids. Gene Ontology annotation, molecular function: poly(A)-specific ribonuclease activity. Lineage: Eukaryota; Metazoa; Arthropoda; Insecta; Hymenoptera; Braconidae.